Molecule: messenger RNA, 1809 nt
Organism: Cladophialophora psammophila CBS 110553
Lineage: Eukaryota; Fungi; Ascomycota; Eurotiomycetes; Chaetothyriales; Herpotrichiellaceae
Exons: 1
Coding region: 1-1809 (602 amino acids)
Source: RefSeq, a predicted model, not a curated record
AUGUCUUCUACCAGCGGCUCAUCGAACUCCUCGCCCUCCUCAGGUGGCCUGCCACCUGCCUCCUACGACGGAAGUCACUUACCAUGGUGUACUUUCCGACAAGAAGUCCUAGCACCGCACAAAAUUCACAUCCUCGACAGUCCACCGAAAGACCGCAUACCGACGGCUUUCCUGCAGAUUGUGGAAACUGCCAGCCAAGAUACAUCUCACUUCGAUAUCCAAAAGAACUGCUUUUGGAACCAGGUUACAACGGGUCGAGGAUUUGGACCUUCCCCGAUAUUUCCACCGAACCUGCUACCACCGAUGGUGAAUGAAUCUCAUUCGCGAUGCAUGGUCCCAUUCUUUGGCAGUCGCGAAGCCCUUCCAGAACGAACGAUUAAUCAUCCGGCGCCCUUCUACGAACUAUCGGUUCCUCGUCCUGGUCUGGGAUGCGGAUUUUCCGCUGCAGCCUUCACAAACAAAGAGUUGGCCAUAAUGCCUCAGUGGCUUCAAGCCACGGGGACAAUCGUGCAUUUCGAGACGGGAUACAUUGCCCCUGGAGCGUCGCUGUACUGUCCCUUUCUGACCUUCGAGCGCGCCUAUGGGAACAAGAAGCAGCGCGUAGAAUCAGCGAACAACCAAUGUGCCAUCGCAGGCGCGUACUGCACACGCGCCCUACAGAUGCUAUACACGCGGGCGAGAAAGGAUCCGAACGGGUCAAUGACGGCUCCUGACCAGUUGCCAGUCUCUUUCUCAUGCACCAUCGACAAUAGCUUUGCUCUACUGAAUUUGCAUUGGAUUGAUCUCGAACAAGGGCAAGCUUACUGCAUGGCCCCGCUGUGUCAGUUUGAUCUCAGCAAGGACGUACAUUUCAGCAAGUUUCUGGUCUGGACCCAGGCUAUUGGUGAUUGGGGUUUAUCUCAUGUUCUGCCACUGAUAAAAGAGGCGCUGGGACGGCUUCAGGAAGCAUCAAAUGGGACUCCAACUGCUCUUUGCCAGCCACACUACAACACUGCGUCAACAAGACUCCGUUUGGACACUGGACCGGCCAUCAUGAAGGAUGAGCUUCUCAUCUCGUCCCUCAAAACCACAUUCGAAAAUAUCCCCUGGCGAUUUGAAGACGAGGGUUUCUCGGGCGUCUCUUCUUCCACCGCAUCAUGGGGCUCUCCAAUGAUGUCAGACUACACCUUUUCCAAGGUGAACUACCCGACCGUGCAACCGCCAAGAAGCAACAUCAGCGCUCCUAACUCUUCCAUCGUCGCUCGCAAGCGCGUUGGCGGACUUGAUCUUUCAAGGAGUCCAGUCACACCGCCACCAGCAUAUUUGCAGAAUCCGGAUUUGUUAUGGCAGAAACGAUUCAAUCAUGCAAUGGAGGAGAUAAGGCAGCUGCAGAACCAGAUGCAGGCGUUCAAGAGGGAGAUUGAGGAUUGCAAGCGGCCAUUGCUCGACGAGAAGGCCCGGCCAAGUCCAACCACCUCCCCGUCAUUGGAAGCUCGGCCGUCAAAUGAAGAAGAUACGAGGGAGACCACAGAUCCCGAAUCGACCACCCCAAAGGUGCAGAGCCCGCCUCUCUCCCUGACUUCCAACAAGCCAUCACCAUCCGAGACGAUUCUAUCCAUGGGAGGUUCCGCGAUAUGGAAAUGCGCUGCUAUCGUCCUGUCGGGACAUUUUCUCGCCUCGUUCAUCCCCAAUAUGACGAUUCGGCUGAUCACUUACGGGUGCAUCACAAACGCGUGCCUCUUGGCGUGUCUGACCCCGAAAUUUACCUUGAUUGGAAUGUCGACUUCAGCAACAAAGUUCCCGACAUUUGCGAUCUGGAGAUGGCGGUGA